AUGAGCUCGCCGUAUGAUACCAAUCCUGAACAGCAGGAAAAUAAUUUGACUAAUGUUACAAUUAUUCCUACUUUAACGGAUGAGAAUAACAAAGAAUAUGAAGAAAAAAAAGAAAAGGAACCUGAUUUAAGCCUUGUCAACGAUACAAACCAUACUGAAGAAGAAAAAGAAGCAAUUGAACCCCCAAGUAAUGAAUUUGAAGAUAAUUCAAAUGUUCCAAAAUUAUCUUAUUUAAAUAUAUUUUUACUUAAUCUCUGGUUUGGAUUUAAUGCCUGGGGCGGUCCUAUGGCUCAAAUAGCAUUAAUUAAAGAUACAUUAGUAAUUCAACAAAAUGGAUCACAGUGGCAAGAAGCUACUGAAUUAUGUAUGUUUUUUGGAUGCCUUUCUGGUGGUAGAUUUGGUGUUGGACUUGAUAAUGUUUAUUUUAAUGCAUCUUUUCGAGCUUUACAGCCAAUUGUAUCUGCAAUGGUUUUAAGAGCUACUCACAAAAUUGCUGAACAUGCAUUAAUAUCACAUACAUCCCAUCGUUUUAGUUAUUGGUUAUUUGGUAUAGCGAUUUUAGCUGCAGUUCAAACUACUGUAAAUUUUAAUUAUUUUAUAACAUUAGGUGUAUGUGUUGGUUAUGGAAUUUAUAUUGGAAUUAAUAGAGCUAUUCCAUCUCCAGCUUCUCUUGGUAUUGGUGUAGCUAAAGCUGAACCUGGUAGUGGACCUGAUCCUGGUCACACCUUUGCUUUGGGACUUGUUGCUGGCAGCUUAUCUUUUGGCGGUGCUUAUGUAACAAUACCAUUUUUACAAGCUGAAGCAGUAACAAUAGAACAAUGGAUGGCAGUGUCAACAUUUCUUGAUUCUAUUGCUAUUGGAAACAUAAUUCCCUCACCAACAGUAAUGUUCUCCACAUUUAUAGGUUUUCAAGCUGGUUAUCUCUGGGGGGGUCAUAGUAUAGGCUUUGGCUUGCUAGGUGGUUUACUCAUAGCCGUAGGAAUGCUUUUUCCAUGCUUUGUAUUUACAAUAUUAGAACAUAAUUUACUUGAAAAAUUAGUUCGAAAUAGAUUUCUAUCAGCAUUUUUUGAUGGUAUUUCUGGAACUGUUGUUGGAAUUAUUGCUGUAACUGCAAUGGAUUUACUCAAAUCUUCAAUAACAUCUACAACAGGUCUUGCUAAUGUAUCACAACAAGAUUUACCUAUUCUUCUAGCAAAAAAUAGUAGUAUUGCAGCCGUGUUAUAUAUUUUGGCUUUGGCUACUUUAUAUGGAUAUAAAAAACCAUAUUUAUCCUUAUAUUUAGUAAUUUUUGAACAUAAAAGUGAAGAUUGUUAUCUUAAUAAAGCUGAAAUUGAAAACGAUGAAAAAC
This is a messenger RNA of Dentiscutata erythropus, 1348 nucleotides long. The record is from the annotation of a GenBank genome assembly. Lineage: Eukaryota; Fungi; Glomeromycota; Glomeromycetes; Diversisporales; Gigasporaceae.